Talpa occidentalis (Iberian mole) is the source of this 2157-nucleotide messenger RNA. RefSeq names its product lipoic acid synthetase (gene LIAS). NCBI's taxonomy places the organism in Eukaryota, Metazoa, Chordata, Mammalia, Eulipotyphla, Talpidae. Gene Ontology annotation, cellular component: mitochondrion. The coding region runs from base 107 to 1225 and encodes 372 amino acids. Gene Ontology annotation, molecular function: 4 iron, 4 sulfur cluster binding; lipoate synthase activity. Gene Ontology annotation, biological process: lipoate biosynthetic process. The transcript is spliced from 11 exons. The record is from RefSeq and is a predicted model, not a curated record.
UUUGUGGUGGCGCAGGAUUUCCGUCACAAGCCGAGCGACGGCUUGUCGAUCUGUCUUUUCCCGUGAAUUAGCAAUACUUCCACGCUGCAAGGGAAAAAACUAGGGAAUGUCUCUGCUCUGCGGGGGCGUCGCCCUCUCCUCGGGGCCCCGGAUAUUUGCAAGGUAUGUAUACAGUCCAAUCAGAGCAGUAAGUUCCUUGCCAGAUAAAAAAAAGGAAUUUUUACAGAAUGGACCAGACCUUCAAGAUUUUGUAUCUGGUGACCUUGCAGACAAGAGCACCUGGAGUGAAUAUAAAGGAAACUUAAAACGCCAGAAAGGAGAAAGGUUAAGACUACCUCCAUGGCUAAAGACAGAGAUUCCCAUGGGGAAAAAUUACAAUAAACUGAAAAAUACAUUGCGGAAUUUAAAUCUCCAUACAGUUUGUGAGGAAGCUCGAUGUCCCAAUAUUGGAGAAUGUUGGGGAGGUGGAGAAUUUGCCACUGCCACAGCCACAAUCAUGUUAAUGGGUGACACAUGUACAAGAGGUUGCAGAUUUUGUUCUGUUAAGACUUCAAGAAAUCCACCUCCACUGGAUGCCAAUGAGCCCUACAAUACUGCAAAAGCAAUAGCAGAGUGGGGUCUGGAUUAUGUUGUCCUGACGUCUGUGGAUCGAGAUGAUAUGCCUGAUGGAGGAGCUGAGCACUUUGCAAAGACUGUGUCAUACUUGAAGGAGAGGAAUCCAAGAAUUCUUGUGGAAUGUCUCACCCCUGAUUUCCGAGGAGAUCUUAAAGCAAUAGAAAAAGUUGCUUUGUCAGGAUUAGAUGUAUAUGCACAUAAUAUAGAAACAGUUCCAGAAUUGCAGAGGAAAGUCCGUGAUCCCCGGGCCAAUUUUGACCAGUCUCUGCGGGUACUGAAACAUGCCAAGGAGGUUCAACCAGAUGUUAUUUCUAAAACAUCUAUAAUGUUGGGUUUAGGUGAGAAUGACGAGCAAGUAUAUGCAACGAUGAAAGCCCUUCGUGAGGCAGAUGUGGACUGUUUGACUUUAGGACAAUAUAUGCAGCCAACAAAGCGUCACCUUAAGGUUGAAGAAUAUAUUACUCCUGAAAAGUUCAAAUAUUGGGAAAAAGUAGGAAAUGAACUUGGGUUUCAUUACACUGCAAGUGGCCCUCUGGUGCGAUCUUCAUAUAAAGCAGGUGAAUUUUUCCUGAAAAAUCUGGUUGCUAAAAGAAAAACCAAAGCCCUCUAAUACUUAACAAGAUCACAGGAAUGUUUCAACUUUGAUUCCAGUUGGUAACAGAGGUGGUAGCAGUAUGCCUAGAUGCUGCUGGACAGCCCUGAUUUUUUGUUUUAAGAAAAUGUAAAUAAGCUGUGCAUAUUUAAUUCUAGUGAUUCAUUUGUCUUUUAGCUUAUGUUCUUUAUCCCAACAUGCAAUGGCUUGCUGUGAUGCAAUCAUAAAAUACCUUUGUAAGAAUUUACUGUGAACCGUAUAAUUUAAAAAUACAUUAAAAACUUCAAAAAGAUUUUUGUUAAGUCACUUAUCUGUAUAUCAUUCCCACAUUUUAUUUCUGUUUCAUAAGGAAACAGCCAAUAUAGAUUAAGAGCAUAGUCAGCUUGCUUGUCAUUGGCAUAUAUUCGUUGCGGAAUAUAACAUUGGCAUACUCUAGAUGGGUUUAAGAGUUGGAAUGUUCAUUCUUUGGUAUGACUACUUCAGAUCUGCCAAGUAGUUUUGCAUUGAUACUUGUUUAGGAUCUCUAUGAAACUAAGACUAUGAUAUCCAAUAUAGGGAAACAGAACCUAAGAAUACAACAUUAAGCCUCUUUUUAUAGUACUUUGCUACAUCCAUAUUUACUAUCCCUUUCAGUCCUCAUUCCACCUGGUGAGGUGGGUGUAUUAUAGGAUAACAAUGACCCAAAGACGGCAUGACCUAAGGACUAGUACUCAAAAUCAUCUUUUGACACCACAUCUUGUCUUUCUACUACCUCUCACAAAGGAGGUUUUGAAAUCGCUAUAUUGUAAAAUUUGUUAUAUGGAUAGCCAAUUCUGUUUUGGAUUUCUAAUGUACUACUGUUUUUAUAGAAGUAGCAUAUAAUCUUGAAAAUCACAUUGUAAUUUAACUUAGAGGACUGAUAAAUAUAUUCCUUGACUCACUUUAUAGAUACUAAUAAAUUUGGUUGUUUA